Messenger RNA from Mytilus trossulus (common blue mussel), 1524 nucleotides. RefSeq lists its product as uncharacterized. The record is from RefSeq and is a predicted model, not a curated record. NCBI's taxonomy places the organism in Eukaryota, Metazoa, Mollusca, Bivalvia, Mytilida, Mytilidae. The coding region runs from base 1 to 1524 and encodes 507 amino acids. The transcript has a single exon.
AUGUCGGAAAAUUCCAUAGAAACAAGUAAUUCGUUGAAUUUUUACAAUUAUCUUUGCCAGAAGAUUGGAUCUGAGAAAGUUGUAAAAAUUAGGAGACUGGCUUUCCUUAUUUAUAACAUUGGACAAAGUGAUACUUUUAUCAGUAGUGGGAGUAAAGCCGAAGGACUAAAUUUAAAUGGCAGUGACAUAGAUGUAAUGAUUGUUGAUUGUUUAUAUAAAGUGUACGAAUCAGUAACAGACGUCUAUAUUGAAGGCCAAGGGAUACCGUUUGUUAUGAAUACUGACGACACACAACCAUGUUUCACACAAUUAUAUCUUAAUACUCAUAUUACUCAAAAUCUUACACCAGAGGUUUAUGGGUCAGUUCUGAAUAUGUUGCAACAAAGAUAUUUGGGAUAUGUGCUUUCAAGUGAACAGUAUAAGCUAUUUAAACUGUCAAGUUUUGGAGCAGAACAGAUUGCAAAAAUUCAUGGCCCGUGUGUAACAGAUGGAAAUGAUAGUUAUGAUUGUGCAUUUUGUCUAAAAUGCGACUCAUGGAUUUUUCAAGCACAGCCAUGGAUACGUAGACCGCGUACAGCAUGGCCUGCACCUACACUUAUUUAUAAAAUAAUAUCUUAUGGUGUGCUUUUUGUGCCAAUUGGCUACAAGGGAUCCAUACAUGAAAACAUUGAAUGGCGAAUUUCAUUUUCUGAAGCGGAAAAAAUUCUUAUAUUUUCCUUCAGCCAUACACAAUUAUUAUGUUAUGCUUUGUUCAAAAUCUUGCUGAAAGAAAUAAUAGAAAAACAUGAAGAUUUGAAAGGUUUAUUGUGUUCCUAUUUCUUAAAAACAUUGAUUUCGGAAGAAACAGACCCAUAUGUAUGGAGACCAGAUAAUUUAAUACCUUGUUUUAUGGCUUGUUUAGAAAGACUGCUGUACUGUGUACGAUAUUCAAUAUUGCCACAUUAUUUUAUUCCUGAUAAUAACUUGUUCUUUUUACGGUUCAAUACGCAUAGCAAAAACAAAUUAACCACCAUGCUCGUGAAUUUAUACGAACAAGGAAUCAAUUGCUUUGCAUCUACUGAUACCCUACAAAAUCAACAAAACAAGUCAUACGGGAUCAACAAACCAUUUAUUAGACGUAACAACGUAUUCUUACAACAAUUAUUACCAACAUUUUCUAUAAUACGUCAUGUAUACUGUGUUGAUAGAGUAGAUAGAUUUUGGAGAUUGAUGUACGAUUUUCUACAUCACCACAGAACUAAUUUAUCAAGUGGGUUAUUCGCUUUACAGUUAUCUGCUGCAUUUAUGAUUGUUCCGGAAGCAACACGGUAUCCAAAUAGCUCAGGCAAUAAAUAUCAUUACGUUAAAUACAGACAUGAUCUUAGUCAUUUAAUGAUCGGUUUGCAUUCAGACGCAGUAUCAGGAUUGCUGAUGUUAGCUUCUUUCUUCUAUGUUCAGAAAAAACUACCUAUCCUCAUUAACCGUAAUAGCAUAUACAGUGAAGAAAUGUACAGCCGAGAACAUUUAUCUCGGAUUAUUAAAUAA